AUGGAGACGCUCAGGUUCGGCAAGAGUCUCAUGUCGUUGGGCUUCGCGCCACACCGGUCGAUCAACAUCAUCGGCUUCAACUCGGCCGAGUGGUUCAUCGCCAACAUGGGAGCCAUUGCGGCGGGAGGGAUCGCUGCCGGCAUCUACACCUCCAACCUCCCGGAGGGCGGAAUACGACAUGCUCCAAACUAA
Molecule: messenger RNA, 192 nt
Organism: Ectocarpus siliculosus
Lineage: Eukaryota; Phaeophyceae; Ectocarpales; Ectocarpaceae
Source: the annotation of a GenBank genome assembly